AUGUCCCUCCCCACCGAAACAAAGCAAUACAUCCUCGCCAACAAGCCCACCGACCUCCCCUCCCUCUCGGGCCCCUCCCCAACCUUCUCCCUAGAAACAACCCCCCUCCCCCCUCUCAACGACGACCAAGUCCUCGUGCAAACCCACUACAUAUCCAACGACCCCGCCCAACGCGGCUGGAUCUCCAAAUAUGCCGACCCCAAACGCCUCUAUGUGCCCCCUGUCCCGCAGGGCGCCGUAAUGCGAUCUCGCAACGUCUGCGAAGUCCUUGAUUCCAAGACCCCUCGCUUUUCCAAGGGAGACAUUGUGCUCGGCAAUCCCGGGUGGACAGAAUAUGCCGUCGUGGACGCGAGCACGCUGCAGAAAGCCGAGAAGGUGCCGGGAUUGAGCGAGACGCAAUUCCUUGGUGCCCUGGGCUUGACAGGCAUCACGGCGUACUAUGGCUUGACGGAGAUUGCGAAGGCGGGGCCGGAGGACGCGGUCGUUGUCAGUGGUGCGGCGGGCGCCACGGGGAGUAUGGUCGUGCAGAUUGCGAAGCAUAUCCUGGGGUGUAAGCGGGUGAUUGGGAUGGCCGGGGAGGAGGGGAAGUGCAGAUGGGUGGAGAGUCUAGGGGCGGACGUGUGUUUGAAUUAUAAAGACGAGGCGUUCAAAGAACGCUUGAAGAAGGAGACGGAGGAUUUCGUGGAGGUGUAUUUUGAUAACGUGGGUGGGGAGAUUCUGGACUUGAUGCUGACGAGGAUGAAGAGGCAUGGACGGGUCGCCGCGUGUGGGGCCAUUACGCAGUAUAAUAAGAGUAAGCAGGAUGGGAUCAAGAAUUGGUUUCAGGUCAUCUCGAUGAGGCUUGAGAUUCGGGGAUUCAUUGUGUUCGAUUACAUGGACAAGGCGCAGCAGGCGGUGGGGACGCUGGUAAAGGCUUUUAAGGAGGGAAAGAUUCGAUUGGGAGAUGAGAAUGAGACCAUUGUUGAUACGAAGUUUGAGGAUGUGCCCGGAACGUGGAUGAAGCUGUUUGAGGGUGGGAACACUGGGAAACUGGUCACGAAACUUGUGUAG
This is a messenger RNA of Bacidia gigantensis, 1050 nucleotides long. RefSeq lists its product as uncharacterized. Gene Ontology annotation, molecular function: oxidoreductase activity, acting on the CH-CH group of donors, NAD or NADP as acceptor. Lineage: Eukaryota; Fungi; Ascomycota; Lecanoromycetes; Lecanorales; Ramalinaceae. The transcript has a single exon. The coding region runs from base 1 to 1050 and encodes 349 amino acids. The record is from RefSeq and is a predicted model, not a curated record.